GUGUGGGCUCCAUCUACAUCCUUUACAACAUAAUCAACAAUUUUCUACUUCUUAUUAUUUAUUUGAAUAUGAACCUCAAAAUUCAAAGGCCUUCCAAGAACAUUUCACUAUAAAAGAAAAGAAGGCUCUCCUUCUGUUUAAUACACAUCUCAAUUCUCACAGGCCGUCCCGUUUCGAAUCUAUCAAUGGCAGAAGCAACAAAGAGGUAUGCAGUUGUUACUGGAGCAAACAAAGGCAUAGGAUUGGAAACUGUCAGGCAGUUGGCCUCAAAGGGGUUCACCGUAGUCUUAACUGCCCGAGAUGAGAAGAGGGGUCUUGAAGCUGUUGAGAAACUCAAAGAGUCUGGCCUCUCUGGUCAAGUGGUUUUUCAUCAACUUGAUGUAGCUAACCCUGCUACUGUUGCUUCCUUGGCAGACUUCAUCAAAACCCAGUUUGGGAAACUCGAUAUCUUGGUGAACAAUGCAGGGAUUUUUGGAAGCAUAUUAGAUGGUGAUGCUUUUAAAGAUGUAAUAGCCUCUGGUGCUGCGGAAAGAGGAGGAGUUGAUUUGAGUAAACUAGUGACUGAAACUUAUGAGUUCGCAGAAGAAUGCUUGCAAAUAAACUAUUAUGGUGCUAAAAGAACAGCUGAAGCACUUAUCCCACUCCUCCAGUUAUCUGACUCACCGAGAAUUGUUAAUGUUUCGUCUGGCGCGGGGAAGUUAAAAAACAUACCAAACGAUUGGGCUAAAGGAGUUUUUACUGAUGCCGAAAACCUAACAGAAGAGAGAGUAGAUGAGGUACUGACUGAGCUUCUAAAAGAUUUCAAGGAGGGUUCACUUGAAAGUAAGGGCUGGCCCUCUAUGCCUGCCUACAUAGUCUCAAAAGCAGCACUGAACGCAUAUACAAGGAUUCUAGCAAAGAAGUACCUCAAUUUUCGCAUCAAUUCGGUCUGCCCUGGCUUUGUCAAAACAGAUAUGAACUGCAAUGUUGGCGUCUUGCCUGUCGAAGAAGGUGGUGCCAGGGUUGCGAAGUUUGCAUUGCUGCCCAAUGAUGGCCCUACUGGCUCCUUCUUUGUUCACAAUGAAGUGUCAGAUUUUGAUCAUGCUUAUUGUGUACACGUACCAAGUACCCUAGAAAGAUCAGUGGCUGGAAUUAAGGGGUUUGACGAAGUAGCAUUCUCCUUGUUCCAAUCAAGGGGAGAGAGUCUUGGAACAUUUCAUUAUAAAAGAAAAGAAGGCUCUUGCUGUUUAAUACACGUCUCAAUUUUCACAGACCGUCCCGUUUCGAAUCUAUCAAUGGCAGAAGUAACAAAGAGGUAUGCAGUUGUUACUGGAGCAAACAAAGGCAUAGGAUUGGAAACUGUCAGGCAGUUGGCCUCAAAGGGGUUCACCGUAGUCUUAACUGCCCGAGAUGAGAAGAGGGGUCUUGAAGCUGUUGAGAAACUCAAAGAGUCUGGCCUCUCUGGUCAAGUGGUUUUUCAUCAACUUGAUGUAGCUAACCCUGCUACUGUUGCUUCCUUGGCAAACUUCAUCAAAAUCCAGUUUGGGAAACUCGAUAUCUUGGUGAACAAUGCAGGGAUUGGUGGAAGUAUAGUAGAUGGUGAUGCUUUAAAAGCUGCUGUAGCCUCUGGUGCCAUGGAAAGAGGAGAAGUUGAUUUGAGUAAACUAAUGACUGAAACUUAUGAGUUAACAGAAGAAUGCUUGCAAAUAAACUAUUAUGGUGCUAAAAGAACAGCUGAAGCACUUAUCCCACUCCUCCAGUUUUCUGACUCACCGAGAAUUGUUAAUGUUUCAUCUUCCAUGGGGAAGUUAGAGAAGAUACCAAGCGAUCGGGCUAGAGGAGUUUUUACUGAUGCUGAAAACCUAACAGAAGAGAGAGUAGAUGAGGUACUGACCGAGCUUCUAAAAGACUUCAAGGAGGGUUCACUUGAAAGGAAGGGCUGGCCUUCUUCUAUGCCUGCCUAUACAGUCUCAAAAGCAGCACUGAACGCAUAUACAAGGAUUUUAGCAAAGAAGUACCUCAAUUUUCGUAUCAAUUCAGUCUGCCCGGGCUUUGUCAAAACAGAUAUAAACUACAAUGUCGGUGUCCUACCUGUCGAAGAAGGGGCUGCAAGGGUUAUGAAGUUAGCAUUGCUGCCCAAUGAUGGCCCUACUGGCUCCUUCUUUGUUCACAAUGAAGUGUCGGAUCUUUGAUUGAAGAAGAUCCAUUUAUGCAAAUUUAAUACGAUUCGCUUAUUGGGCAACAUCUUGUACUGUAAUGUAAUUUUAAGUAUUUUGGACACCAACAGAUCCUUUUGACGUUCUUUCUACAUUCAAUAAGAGGAUGGCAUAUAUGAUGUUUUAUCUA
Molecule: messenger RNA, 2325 nt
Organism: Prunus persica (peach)
Lineage: Eukaryota; Viridiplantae; Streptophyta; Magnoliopsida; Rosales; Rosaceae
Exons: 9
Coding region: 186-2171 (661 amino acids)
Cellular component (GO): membrane
Molecular function (GO): oxidoreductase activity, acting on the CH-OH group of donors, NAD or NADP as acceptor
Source: RefSeq, a predicted model, not a curated record